UUAGUGAUUUGAGUAGGGCGGAUUAAGUAAGCUCAGUGCUCGAUCAUUUUCAACAACAUGCGGUUUAUUUUUAACCGAUCGCCGCCCAAUUAGUCUUAGAGAAACCAUCAACACAGAACAUAUAUUCCAAAUAUUAUGUAUAAAAUAUAAACCUAAAAACAUAAAAAAGUUAACACAUAUAUCUUGCAUAACUGUAAAUAAGCGAAUUCAAUAUUACUUCAAAAAUAAUAUUAAAAAAAAAAAUUGUGACUAAGUCUCAGUACAUCAUUUCAUCACUUGAAAAACUAGCCUAUAAAAAAACAAAUAGGAAAACGCCCUACAAACAAAAAAUUAAAUCGGUAAAUCAGUGAAAUAAAUUUCUCAUCUGAAGUAAUAAAUAGGAAGAAAAACUUUGCAAAACACCGCAGAUAAUAUUAUUCGGAUAGCUCGCCUGACAAGAAGUAUUAUAAAUGAUCUUGUUCCCGGACAGAAAGCGAGACGACAUAGCAGCUACAGUAGUUGAAAAUCGUUUCAGAUGAAGUAAUCGUCUCAGAUAUGUGCUCAUGAGCAGCCGAUUUAAAACUUUCGGAGUCGUCAUAAGAGUGAACACAUGUGUCACUGGAAUCUGCAUGCUAGAUUCGGUACCAGUGAACCUUCGAGCUCUAUAGAUCUCGAAAUACGCCACAGGGUACGAAACUCUUCCUUCUAUGUGCUACUUUCUUUCGACGAAUCAAGUAUACACUUUCACUCUGCCAACCUAUUGACAGCCCAAUAAAUAAAGUUUUGUCAGCCUCUAAAUAGUCGUCAUCUAGUCAAGAAAGAGAGUCCCCUGGGGGAAGUAGGCCUGCUGGAAUGGAGUGCCUGGAAUGCUGCUUAUCGGAACAGGCUCGUGAAGAGAGGCGUAUCAGUAGGGAAAUUGAUAAGGUCCUGAGAGCGGAUAAGAAAAAAGCACGGCGCGAGCUUAAAGUGCUGGUCCUGGGCACAGGCGAAUCUGGCAAGACCACAUUCAUCAAACAAAUGCGCAUUAUUCACGGCAACGGUUUUUUGGAAAAGGAACGGAAGCAUUUCACCAAAAAUGUUUUCCAAAACUUAUUCAUGGCCAUGCAGUCCAUGAUCAAUGCAAUGGAUGUUCUGAAGAUUCCCUACGGUCAGCAGGAGCAUAGUAAACUUGCCGAUCUGGUGAAGAGCAUCGAUUACAAGACAGUUACCAGGCUGGACGCCCCAUACACAAAGGCCAUCAAAACGCUUUGGAACGAUGCUGGCAUCCAGGAGUGCUACAGUCGCCGUAGGGAAUACCAGCUGACUGAUUCAACUGAAUACUUUAUGAAAAACUUAGCUCGAAUUGAAAAGACUGAUUACCAGGCAUCGGAUCAGGAUAUUCUUCAUGCUCGUGCGCCAACAACCAAUAUUGUUGAGUAUCCAUUCAAGUUGGACCGUUUUUUAAUAAGAUUAGUGGACGUCGCUGGUCAACGAACCGAGAGAAGAAAGUGGAUUCAUUGUUUUUCCAAUGUGACAUCAAUUAUGUUUUUGGUUGCUCUAUCCGAAUUUGAUUUGUCUUUGGCUGAAUCGGAGAAUGAUAACCGGAUGGAGGAAUCUAAAGCUUUGUUUCGCAAUAUAAUUUCGUUUCCAUGGUUUCAAAAAUCAUCAUUAAUUUUGUUUCUGAACAAGGAGGAUUUAUUUGAGGAGAAAAUAUUAACAACGGAUUUGGCAGACUAUUUUCCCAAGUACACUGGUCCAAAGAAGGAUGCCAAGGCAGCCCGAGAUUUCAUACUAAACAUGUUUACUAGCGUGAAUCCUGAUCCUUACAAGAUCAUCUAUCCUCAUUUCACCAUUGCUACGAGAACCGAAAAUAUUAGGUUUGUGUUCACUGCUGUUAAAGAUACAAUUUUAGAAUCGCAUCUGAGGGACACUAAUUUGCUGUGAACUCGAUUUCUAAAAAUUGUCUAUUUUAAUAAUAUUAAUAAGGAGCGAGGUUUGCGUAUCAAUUACAAUUUAACAAUAUUUUAAGAUAAAAAAGGAAUAAAUGUAUG
Molecule: messenger RNA, 2009 nt
Organism: Drosophila erecta
Lineage: Eukaryota; Metazoa; Arthropoda; Insecta; Diptera; Drosophilidae
Product: G protein alpha q subunit
Exons: 9
Coding region: 832-1902 (356 amino acids)
Biological process (GO): phospholipase C-activating dopamine receptor signaling pathway; adenylate cyclase-modulating G protein-coupled receptor signaling pathway
Cellular component (GO): heterotrimeric G-protein complex
Molecular function (GO): G-protein beta/gamma-subunit complex binding; G protein-coupled receptor binding; GTPase activity
Source: RefSeq, a predicted model, not a curated record